AUGAAUUUACUGCAACUAUCGCUGAUGGCUGACGAGGAAUCGGAACCGGCUAUACAUGUCGUGGCGGAGGAACAGGGCAAAGCCGUACUUCCGUGUAACGUCAGCCGACCCCUCAACGACUCGAUUGAUUUGAUACUAUGGUUUAGAGGGGACGCCGAGACAGCCCUGUAUUCACUGGACGCCCGCAAAGCCAACGGAAUACAAAGAGCCAAACACUUAGUCUCCGACGACCUCAGCUCUCGUGCCUAUAUUGACAUUACGGGAAACCAACAGAAGAAAAGAGGAAUUAGUUGA
Oppiella nova is the source of this 294-nucleotide messenger RNA. The record is from the annotation of a GenBank genome assembly. NCBI's taxonomy places the organism in Eukaryota, Metazoa, Arthropoda, Arachnida, Sarcoptiformes, Oppiidae.